Molecule: messenger RNA, 1671 nt
Organism: Cutaneotrichosporon oleaginosum
Lineage: Eukaryota; Fungi; Basidiomycota; Tremellomycetes; Trichosporonales; Trichosporonaceae
Source: RefSeq, a predicted model, not a curated record
UUCUACAUCGCCCCGUUCACUAUGGACGACGACCCUUGGGCAGAUGCGCAGAGCCCGCGAUCGGGCACGCCUGCGCGCCCAUCGGCCGAGUUGCGACCGUCGAGCGAGGCGCCUCGGCUCUCGGGCGACGCGCGCUCAACCAUGUCCGGAACAAUCGACGACGGCGAUCUGGGGUCGCCGUCGACCAAGAGCAGCGAUGUAAGGAACAGCGUUGACACGGGCGCGAAGAACAUUUCCCCAUCACCUCCACGCUCGCCUUCUUCACCCACCUCUAAACGCGACGACACCGACGACAGUGCCUCUCCAUUCAAGUCCUCAACAGACCCCUUUGCCGACUCCGAUCCGUACGCCGACCCUUACUCCGAGACGGCGGACCCAUUCGCGCUGUCGUCAACCGAGAGGGCACCGUCGCUGGAGCCUUUUGAGGAGGACGACGACCAGGAGUUUCUCUCCCCCAUGCCGACCGCGGCUGAGGCGUUCGGGUCACCGACCAGGGACGAGUCGGGGGAAGGCGAGGUGAUGGCAUCGUCCACAAAGUCCCCUCGGGCAUCCACAUCAUCCCCUCCAGCUCAACCCACCGCGGACGAGGACUUUGCCUCACCUUCCUCUGCCGCGGACUUCGUCUCCCCUCCACCAGCCGCGGACGACGGCUUUGAUGACUUUGACGACUUCGAUGCGCCCGCCGCGCCCGCAGACUUUGGCGAUGACGAGUUCGGCGACUUUGGCGACUUUGGGGAUGCAGAUGUCGCUCCCAUGGCCGCUGCGCCGCCGGCUCCCGCACCGGCACCGACCGCACCACCGGAGCCUCGAUGGUCCACACUUAGCCUUCGCCCCGUUCCGCCCCGCCUCGAGCUGCUGCAGCGCAUCUCGGCGGUUCUUGAGCCUCUCGUGCCCGACCACUCGGACUUCACCGACGAGCCGCCCCGCGCAGUUGGGGGGCUAAUGCAGGUGCUGACAUCUGAGUCUAGCCGCGACGCGUAUGCCCAACUCACCACCGCCCCAAUCCUCAAGCCGCUGGACUGGACGCGCUCCCGUGUGCGCCGAGAGCAUCUCAUCGCGAUGGGCGUACCUGUUAAUCUCGAUGAGGUGGACUCACACCGUCUCUCCGCCCUCCCGCCAUUACGGAUCACCACAGGCGACCUACCGGCGCGCUCGCAAUCCGCUGCCCCGGGCCCGCAGAAGCGAAACUCGCUCCCUCCUCCCGCAGCCGCAACAGCAGGCGCUUCCGCACCCGCCAGCGUCCGCAACUCUCAAGCGGACAAGUACGACCUCGGCCCACGCCCUGUGCUCGACAUCCCUCGCGCAGAGGAGCUUUGCGGUCUUGAAGAGGAGCAGCUCGCGCUCCUUCCUCUGUCGAAGCUGCAAGCGCUGCAAACCGAGCUUGAGCAGACGUCGGCUACAGCCAGUGGCCUCCUCGCAUAUCUCCUCCAGCUGAAGGACGCGCUCGCGACCGACAGCCGGACGUACAACGGCAUGAUCUCCGAGCUCAUCGCCAACGCGGCGAAGCAGAAGGCGCCGAGUUCGGGACUGUUCCGCCGUUCUACGGGGCCACGGUCUAGACCUACGAGCAUGAGUGCGACGCCACGGCGCGUGGGCAGUCCCGGCAUGUUUUCGUCUUAGAGGUGGCGUAGAGGUCGUUGUACACCAUGCAUGCAUGAGUAUAAUCUUGAC